UUUGUGUUUUCCCAUUCGUGAUAAAGAGAGAAUAAAUGCUCGACUUUCGAUCGAAUCUAUCGUAAUUUAUUGUGAAUCUAGUCAGAGUUUGUGCGAAGCUAAAAUAAUCCGAGCUGCGAUCUUGACAGAAAAAAAGUUACCUGAACGAAUCGUUUAUUCUGGAUCAUCCAAUUUCAAACAGGAAAUUAUAAUUAUCGAUCAUUUUCGCUGAAAGUUCUGCUCGCGUUCUGUGAAAUUUCAACGAUCAUGAAAAUUGCUGUGAUCGGUGCCGGAGCCGCAGGACUCGCUGCGCUUCGUCAAUGCAUUUCCGGUACUUACAACGACCAAGUAGUAUGCUACGAGAAAACGGAUCAAAUCGGCGGGACUUGGGUCUAUCGAGAGGAAACUGGUUCCGAUAGAUACGGUUUACCGAUUCACACUAGCAUGUACAAUAGCCUCAGGACUAAUCUGCCGAAGGAAGUAAUGGGCUAUCCGGAUUUUCCGAUAUCGGAAAGACCCGAGAGCUACUUGUCGCGCACAGAGAUACUGGAUUUUCUAAACGCAUAUUGCGAUCACUUUGCGCUACGUCCUUACAUUCGGCUGCUGCAUCAUGUAGAACUGGUGGAACCGGCCGUAGGGGAUCGGAAGUGGUCGGUCAAGGUCAGGGAUUUGCAGAGGGACGCGAUCGUGACCGAGGCGUUUGACGCAAUCAUGGUGUGCAACGGUCAUUAUUUCGAGCCCAGGAUCCCGAAGAUAUCUGGUCACGAUGUUUUUGCAGGCAAGCAGAUGCACAGCCACGAUUACCGGGUCCCCGAGAUCUUCGACGGCAAGACUGUCGUCGUUUUGGGAGCUGGUCCUUCCGGUAUGGAUUUGGCGUUGGAAAUAUCCAAGAACGCGAAUCGCGUAAUUCUGAGUCAUCACUUGACCGAGACCAUACUCACCGUGUUCCCCAAGAAUGUCGUACAGAAAGCUGAUGUGGUGCAACUGACGGAGCACGAGGCGGUUUUUGCGGACGAUACGAAGGAGCAGAUCGAUAUCGUCUUCUAUUGUACAGGGUAUAAAUACAGUUUUCCUUUCCUCGCCGAAUCUUGCGGAGUGCGGACGGAUUCCAACAUGGUCACACCCCUUUGGAAGCAUCUGGUGUCCAUAGAAAACCCGACCCUGGCACUGGUGGGUCUUCCGUUCUAUGUCUGCGCCUUCAGUAUGUUUGACUUGCAGGUGCGAUUCGUCCUACGACAUUGGCACGGCGAGAGGCGGUUUCCCGCGAGAGCGGAUAUGCUGCGCUCCGAGGCCGAGGAAGUGGCGAGACGCGCCGAGAGGGGCCUGCAGAAGAGACACUUUCACAUGAUGGGCCCCGAGCAAGGUCACUAUUACGAUGACCUGGCGAACAUCGCGGGCGUCGUACCGCUACCGUCCGUCCUGACGAAACUCCACAACGAGAGCAGCAUGCGCUUCCUGGACGACCUGGUGCAUUAUCGGCAGGACCGUUACAAGAUCCUCGACGACUACAAUUUCGUUCAGCUUUAACAUUAGAGAACGUUAGAAAUAGAAUCAUAUCUUUUAUAUUGUAUAAUGAGACUAGAUAUUUUUGAUGAAAUCUAUUUUUUUUUUUUUUUUUUUUUUAUAUUCAGGGAUACAUAAUUUAUGGAAAAAAUAUUCACGUCUGCUAUUGUUUAUGAAUAGAUUAAAAAAAUUUUUUUUUGCGUGUCUAGAAGUAUCCUUUUCUAGGCGUGAAUUGUGCGCCGUUUCAAACUACUUCUUUGUAUGUAUGUAAUUAAGAUGAUUAUUUCUCGGAAUGAGUAGUUAAAGAAUUUUCUUAUAAAUGAUAAGUAAAGUA
Messenger RNA from Formica exsecta, 1816 nucleotides. Its product is annotated as senecionine N-oxygenase-like. NCBI's taxonomy places the organism in Eukaryota, Metazoa, Arthropoda, Insecta, Hymenoptera, Formicidae. The coding region runs from base 247 to 1506 and encodes 419 amino acids. The record is from RefSeq and is a predicted model, not a curated record. The transcript is spliced from 9 exons. Gene Ontology annotation, molecular function: N,N-dimethylaniline monooxygenase activity; flavin adenine dinucleotide binding; NADP binding.